Molecule: messenger RNA, 1590 nt
Organism: Cydia strobilella
Lineage: Eukaryota; Metazoa; Arthropoda; Insecta; Lepidoptera; Tortricidae
Product: acid-sensing ion channel 4-A-like
Exons: 13
Coding region: 1-1590 (529 amino acids)
Biological process (GO): sodium ion transmembrane transport
Cellular component (GO): plasma membrane
Molecular function (GO): ligand-gated sodium channel activity
Source: RefSeq, a predicted model, not a curated record
AUGGGAAUGGACAAACCAAAACGCAAAUUCACGCCAUUUCGCGCGAUAAUGGCUUGCGGCCGGGAAUUCUGCCGGCAGACCUCCAUGCAUGGCUUUAUCCACAUUGCUGCUCCUAACCGGUGGUGGGGGGAGAGGAUGCUGUGGGCGUUAGCAACGGGAGCAGCAAUAUGGGGAGCCGUGGAGAUAUCUCUGGGGCAGUGGCAGAGGUACAACGAGAACCCCACAGUCGUGGCGCUGGAGAAGGACUUCAGAUCCUGGCAGUUCUGCAUGCCUGGUCUCACUCUCUGUGCUAUGAACAGAGUAGACGAAAAGAAACUACCCUCAGUAAUCAAGAAAUACUGGAACGUGGAACCCCAAGACCCGGAGUACGCCCGCUACGAGCACUUCGUGCGCGACGUGGCCAACUCCAGCAUGCUUCAUUUGAAGGAUCUGCUGCAGCAUGAGGGCGAGGACCUGGAGGUGGAUCUGUACCAACUUGCUGUUGACGUACUUCCGGAGUACAACAUAAAGCCCACCUGGUCUAUAGCGAAUCUGCAGGUUCCCUGGUUCACCAUAAUGACAGAGGUUGGCGCAUGCUACGCCACCAACUCCCUGGCCAUCCCUGAUGAUGCUAUCGAGUCAUUCGGGAAACCUGGCGUGAACCAGACCAGCCUGUUCCCCCUGACUUGCAAGUACUCUUCCCUCAACUGUUACGUCACGAUUGAGGUGGCGGUGCCUAUUUUGUUCUACAUCCACUCCCCCUACGACAUUCUGAACGUGAAGGCCACUCCGAUCGAGGGUCAGCCCCGGCAGGAUAGGUCCGCAGAAUUCAGUGUCAUCGAGAGCGGCUGCGGGCGCGGUGUGAGGGAAUUGAACCCGAGACGACGCCGCUGUUUGUACACCGACGAGCCGCGAGCGAGAGGUCGACAGGUGUACAGCACUAACGGCUGCCGGCGUUCAUGCAGAAACCAAGAGGCCCUGCGCGACUGCAAGUGUAAACCCUUCUACAAUCACUACGAAGAUGGCGUUGCGUGCUCGCUCCGCGGCAUGCGUUGCCUCGCCGAGCGCUCGGCGCGCGAGGCGGAGCGCACGACUUCCGAGGCAGCUCGAGUUAAGGCCGCGAAACAUGCGGCGCGCACACAGCCUAUUGUCUCUAAAGGUAGUAAGAGUGACACACAAUUAAUGCCGCCGAAGGUCGUGGACAGCUGCAAAUGCCCUCUGAUGUGUGUCGAUGCGCUCUUCGAGAUGCUUUCCUUAGUUUCAAAGAAACUGGAUGGUCCGUUCAGCAUCAACGGAGUAACGCGCAUUAAGGUCCAGGCUCCCCGGACUCGCUACACCAGAGAAAUUGUGUUCUACUUCCAGGAUCUUAUUGUGUCGUUCGGUGGUGCCACGGGUCUGUUCCUAGGAGCCAGCUUCAUCAGUUUCGUUGAGAUCGUGUUUUUCGCGGCAGAAUGGCUGAUAGGGCCUGUCCGCCGUGAUCACAAGGAAUUCCCGGUGAAGAAGCCGAAAGCAUCCCACGAGCAAGCCAGGAUCCAGCAUCUUAACGCCAUUUUGGAGAAUCAAAGCCUGUCAGCAACACCAAGCUACUGGCAUUCGCAUCUUCGUAUAUAA